Messenger RNA from Prorocentrum cordatum, 276 nucleotides. The record is from the annotation of a GenBank genome assembly. Lineage: Eukaryota; Dinophyceae; Prorocentrales; Prorocentraceae.
GCCGAGGACGACGAUGGCAUGGUGGCGCUGGAGCACGUGCCUCCAGAGGACAUGAUGACGUCGGCAGAGAAGAGCCUCUGGAAGGGCAUCCUCGGACGCAGGCCGACGGAGCCGCCCUGCCGGAACGAGGAGCCCGAGGUCAGCCCGGAGCCGGAGGUGUGCGGCCGCGAGCCGCCGGCCGACCUGCUCGAUGCGGACUGCUACACGGGCCCGGGCGCAGGGGGUGACCCCCGCUUACCCGGGCAGCUGGAGCAGCAGCCGCCGCUGAUGGACUGA